Vespula pensylvanica (western yellowjacket) is the source of this 4421-nucleotide messenger RNA. It is a transcript of the gene jeb, whose product is annotated as formin-J-like. Gene Ontology annotation, molecular function: transmembrane receptor protein tyrosine kinase activator activity; protein binding. Gene Ontology annotation, biological process: positive regulation of MAPK cascade. The record is from RefSeq and is a predicted model, not a curated record. Bases 2904 to 4244 code for a protein of 446 amino acids. Gene Ontology annotation, cellular component: terminal bouton. NCBI's taxonomy places the organism in Eukaryota, Metazoa, Arthropoda, Insecta, Hymenoptera, Vespidae. The transcript has 3 exons.
AAAAAAGGAAAAAAAAAGAAUAGGAAAGAAAAGAAAAAAAAAAAGAAAAUUAACAUGUCACCAGCACCCAGCACUGUGCACGAGCCUCUCCUAUCAAAAUCUUCGCACGCAAAAUUGCACUCUCGCCGCAUUUUUCCUCGAGUUUCCGCGUAUAGGACGACGCGUAUACGUAAUAUCAAAGUAGCAAAGAGAAAGAGAGAGAGAGAGAGAGAGAUAAAGAGGAAGAGAGAAAGAAGAAAAAGUGAAAUAGUAAAGAAUUUUCAACGUGUUCUUAAUCGCGAUCGGUGUCCUUCUUAGUUCGAAAAGUCCGUUUUUGUAUAUUUUUCGGGACACCUGUUGAUACCUCUCGCCAUGCUAUAUAAGUACCACUUACCUUUCUGGAAUAUAAUGUCGUUCGUCAAAUACGAUAAUAUUACUCUAAUGCAUUGUAACUGGCCGAUAUUUAUCGAAAGUAUUAUUUAAAAGUAACAUUACGAAAGCGUAAACGCCCAUCGAGUCGUCUCGACGUUAUACGUGGCCGCCAUAGGGGGUGGCCUCGUAGUCGAGGGAGAACAAGAGAGAGAGAGAGAGAGAGAGAGAGAGAGAGAGAGAAAGAAAAAGAGAGAUAUAAAAAGAGAUGAAAGUGGGAGAGAUAAAAAGAGAAAGAGAGAGAUAGAGAGAGAGAGAUACCGUUUAGCCGGUAUAUCCGCGAUACAAGGUCGUCCUUUUUACGAGAGAUGUCCUCUUCUUCCCUCUUCUUUCCUCUUGUUCGCGCAUCAAAAUUUUAUUAUCCCCAUCGAGAUACGUGCCUGUUGAUAUCGCGAUAUUCGCACGCGCGAGAAAGAGAGAGAGAGAGAGAGAGAGAAAGAGAGAAAAAGAGAGAGAGAAGAGAGAGAGAGACUCGAUCGUUAACGUUAUAAAGUGCUCUUAUAGCCGGUAAAUGUAACGGGAUAACGCGUUGUAAUAUAGACAGGAGCUUUAGCACGUAAGAGCACCUUUUCUAUUUUAUUUUGUUGUUGUUGUUGCUGGUUAUUUUUCUUUCUUUGUUCGUUUCUUUGUUUCUUUCUUCUUUAAUUUCGUUUUCUUUCUUGCUUUUUUUUUCUUUUCUUAUUGCCCUAUUGUUCCUUCCCUCUCAAUCUAUUUCUCCGUCUUCUUCUUCUUUUUCUUCGUCGUCAUCCUCUACUGCACCAGUAAUGAAACGUUCGAGCAGAAAAACCCAGACGCACACAUACACUCACGCACGUAUGUACCUUACGCACGUUUGCCGCACAGUCCAACCACGUUAGACGAAGCUCUAGUUUCGUAACUCGUCGUUGCAUAAAGCCGACAUUUUUCCACGUUCCCCGUGAUCGUAAUAAAAGGGAAAACGUUGAAAAGAGAAAGAAACAAAAAGAGAGAUAGAGAUAGAAAGAGAGAAAAGAAGGAAGAGAAAGGAAGAAAGAAAGAUAGAUAGAAAGAAAGGGAAUACACUCUCGUCAUUAAGAAAUAAAGAAGACGAGAGGUGACGAAAUAUAAACGUACGAAAGAGAUUCGAAAGAGAGGAAAUAAAAAAAGAAUAUACAUAUAUACGUGUAUAUAAAUUUAUGUAUGUGUAAUAAUAAUGACAAGAAAGUGAAAUAAAAAAGAGAUAGGGAGAAAAAAAAAAGAAAGGACAGGAAAAAAAACUAUAAAAAAGAACAGAAGAAUAAGAGACGAGAAAUAUUUUAACGAGAAAUUUCGUUCUGGCCGUAAACGAUCACGGAUGGCACGUUAAUAAUAAUUUCCGUCGAUUGUUAGUAAUAUGGCACCGAUCUCAAUUCCACUGUCUUUUUUGUCUUUGCACCAUCCCCCGUGCAUCCACCGCACGCACGGCGAACUGCACUUGCAUCAUCAAACUUCCACCAUCCGCGGCACUUUGAUGUGUUCCCGUACAAAAAAAAAAUAUAUAUAUAUAUAAGAAAGAAAAAAAAAAGAAAAAAAAAUAAAAACCAAGCAAACAAAAUAGGAAUGAAAAAUUAGAAAAAAAAAAUAAAAAACUAAAAAAAUAAAAAAACAAAAUUGACCCUUCUUUAUUAUCAAUUAACGACCUGAUUUCAGGAGGAAGCCGCUGAAUCGCGAAGACGGGAAAAAAACGUGCUCGACUCUACCCCCUUCCAAACUACCCGUACUACAUACACGUGCCUAUUCGAUCUAGAGGACUUUAAAGCUAGUAACGAUUACGAACGAGGCGAAAGAAAAGAGAGAAAGAGAGCGAUACACCGGUAAUUGAAAUCGUCCGUCUAGAGUCUAUAGUAAAAGGCCAUAGGGAAAGGGGACUAUAUAGCGAGAGAGAGAGAUAGAAAGAGAAAAAGAGAAAGAGAGAGAGAGAGAGAAAGAGAGAGAAAGAGAGAGAAAGAGAAACACACGUACCAACGAGAAACAGUAGUGGAAGUGAGAGACAAAAGAACGACACGACAUUUCGAAGUUUGUAGAAACAUCAAGAUUCUUCGCUAUCCAAAUCUGGUCGAUUUACCACCGUUCACCGGUCUUUCGCUAUCUCUUUCUCUUUCUCUCGCAUAAGAGAACCCUUGGUAUUUUUUUCUCGCUGGAUCUUGAAAUAGUAGGAUCCACAUCCCUCGGUGUGUAUAUUUGACUGAAAGGAAAAGUCGGCCUAAUCCACGUUCGGUAACACCGAUUCCCUCUUGUAGAUCGGAAAGAAGGGAAAGUAAAGAAAGAAACUGAGAAAGAGAUAUAUAUAUAGAGAGAGAGAAAGAGAGAGAGAGAGAGAGAGAAAGAGAUAGAGAGAGAGAGAUAAAAAGAAAGAGAGAGAGAGAGAGAAGAGUUCGUUUUUUAUCAAGAGCGUGGUCCACAUUAGAAAGGAUACGCAUUCGUAUAUCCUUAUAAAUCGCUCGUAAAAGAGCAACCGAUAGGGAGGAAAGGAAUCGGCCAUCAUCGAGUCACGUAAGAUGACGAUCUGCAUAGUCUGGCUACUAGCAUACGUUGGACAAGUUCUCGAACUAGAAAAUCGUCCGAUGAGCGUUGCUCACGGAAGACACGGCCAGGAUUGUCAUCACGAGGUAAGCGUCAGGAAAUUCCAGAACGGGCAAAGCUCGAUAGAUGGCAACCUGUUGCACCUAAAGACGCAUCCUUACGAAGGAUCACAUCGCGAUGACCUGUCCGAGUGGCUGGUAUACGCCGAGAAACGGCCAAUUUACUCGUGGGCAACGAGCGACAUGCUAGUCGAUGGGAUUAUGAAGGAACCUAAGGAUCUUAAUGCGAACUUCUUGGCUUUCUCGCCCGGUCUAUCGAACGUCCUUUAUCCGGAAUACGUGGCCGUGACGUCUCCGUACGUCUCGGUUAGUUCGAUGUCGCGAACAACGACGGAACCUCUCGUCGACGACGCCCUUCUUGCUCAGCAUCAGCAUCGCUUUCAACGCCAAGACAAACAGCAAGAACGUCAGCACCAUCACCAACAGCAACAGCAACAGCAACAACAACAACAACAGCAACAGCUCCAACAACGCCAGCAACAGCGACGUCAGUUGCAUCAACGAAACAAAAAGAGACGGAUAAUCGAUUACAGCAACAAUAAGCAAGCCGAGAACCAAGCGGUCGAGCUACCAAUUUUGAUCUACUACAACGGCGAGAAGAUCCUUCCAGACAGAAGACUAUCUGAUCAAGAGGAUGUCUACGAGCAGAGACUGAACUCGCCGAUGAAAUUGAAGACUGAACCGAUCUACGAGCGCUUCUCCAAGCCUUCUUCUUUGUCUUCUAUCUUCUCGUCCUCACUCCCAUCUUCUCCUUCAUCUUUUUCUUCUGCUUCUACUUUACCCUCUUCGCAAGAAUUUUUCAACGAUGAAGGACUCGCACCUUCGAAGCCUUUUAUACACGAGAUUAACGAUCCUUCCGAAAAAAGGAAUCAGAUAACCAUACGACGACGAUCGGUGGAUUUACCAGGGGAAUCUUCUGUCUCUCACCAAGCCUUGACGCCGCCUACAUCCUCCUUUACUUCCGGAAGAUCAAGCCUAGCCUCGCAUUUUAUAAGGUCUAUCAGGGGGAGUAGACAUUACGACGUGCCGCAAAUCGAGUGUCCAGCUUCGGAGGAAGGGAUGGAGAGGUUUGCAUGUCCUACGCCGGACAGAAUGGGUAGAUAUCGUUGCAUCGACGACCAUGUUCUAUGCGACGGCUUCACGGACUGUCCGGCGGGCGAAGAUGAAAAUAUGCUGCACUGCAUGUUUUUCAAAACUACGAGAGCGCAUCUCGACGUCUUAGCAGACGCCAUAUUGCGAUGGGCAAGAGGACGCUAAUCACUUUAUUAUAAACGAUGGAUCUCCAUCGCAUAUAUAAUGCCUCAUCGAUGUAAUUUUUCUCUACUGUGUUAAUGCAUUCCCCGAAAACAGAUUACUUACUUCUCUCUCUCUCUCUGUCUCUCUCUCUCUCUCUCUCUCUGUCUCUCUCUCUCUCUCUCUCUCUCUCUCACUGUC